Molecule: messenger RNA, 3725 nt
Organism: Thamnophis elegans (Western terrestrial garter snake)
Lineage: Eukaryota; Metazoa; Chordata; Lepidosauria; Squamata; Natricidae
Product: G protein-activated inward rectifier potassium channel 1-like
Exons: 4
Coding region: 1-1473 (490 amino acids)
Biological process (GO): potassium ion import across plasma membrane; regulation of monoatomic ion transmembrane transport
Cellular component (GO): plasma membrane
Molecular function (GO): G-protein activated inward rectifier potassium channel activity
Source: RefSeq, a predicted model, not a curated record
AUGUCAGUCGUGAGAAGAAAGUUUGGUGAUGACUAUCAGGCCGUGGUGGCUGCACCGUUCCAUCGGAAAAGGCAGCGCUUUGUAGACAAGAACGGCCGCUGUAAUGUCCAGCAUGGCAACCUGGGCAGUGAGAACAGUCGCUACAUUUCCGACCUCUUCACCACUCUGGUGGACCUCAAGUGGCGUUGGAACCUUCUCAUUUUCUUGCUGACCUACACCGUUGCUUGGCUGGUGAUGGCCUCCAUGUGGUGGGGAAUUGCUUAUUUGCGUGGGGACCUAGAAAUACACCAGAGCCCCAGUUCUGGACACAACCCAUGUGUGGCUAAUGUCUACAACUUUCCCUCGGCCUUCCUCUUCUUCAUCGAGACAGAAGCCACCAUUGGCUACGGUCAUCGCUACAUUACCGAGCGCUGCCCAGAAGGAAUUGUGCUUUUUCUGUUCCAGUCACUGCUGGGCUCUGUGGUAGAUGCCUUCCUCAUCGGAUGCAUGUUCAUCAAAAUGUCCCAACCCAAGAAACGUGCUGAAACUCUCAUGUUUAGCCGGGCUGCUGUCAUCUCGCAGCGAGAUGGAAAACUCUGCCUUAUGUUUCGGGUGGGCAACCUCCGCAACAGCCACAUGGUCUCAGCCCAGAUCCGUUGCAAACUCAUUAAGUCACGACAGACACCAGAAGGUGAAUUCUUGCCACUAGACCAAUGUGAGCUUGAUGUUGGAUUUGGAACUGGGGCCGACCAACUGUUCCUCGUUUCUCCUCUAACCAUCUGUCAUGAAAUCAGUGAUAAGAGUCCUUUUUUUGCCCUCUCGCAAAGAUCCCUAAAGAGCGAGCAGUUUGAAAUUGUUGUAAUCCUUGAAGGCAUUGUUGAAACUACGGGAAUGACGUGCCAAGCCAGAACCUCUUACACAGAAGACGAAGUCCUCUGGGGCCACCGGUUCCUCCCUGUGAUGUCACUGGAAGAUGGCUUUUUCCGUGUGGACUAUUCCCAAUUUCAUUGCACCUUUGAAGUUCCAACUCCUCCCUAUAGUGUGAAAGAGCAGGAAGAGAAUUUGGCUCUCCCGUCGCCUCUGAACACCCCUACUGGGAGUCAUAGGAGUCGGCGGGAAAAGAUCUCCUCGCUUGACUGUCUGGAGUUUUUUGAAGAGAAGAGCAACCGUCUUCCCAGCAAAUUUCAGAAGCUUUGUACUGGGAAGGGGGACCUCCAGAGGGGCAUCCCAAGUCUUUGCUCCACCAGUGUUGAAAAAGCUUGCAGCACUGGUGACCUCUUGAAAAUCCAGCAGAUCAGUUCUGUCUGCAACAUGGAGGAGGAAGGUGAAAAGCUGAAGUUGGCUGCCUUCAAAACGAAAUCAGAGCUCCUGGCUCGUUCCACUGGGAACCUCGAAUUCCAACAGAGACCUCAACUCUUGCAUACCCUGGGGGCAAGAUUGGAGGAUCAUUUGCCUGCCAAGUUACGAAAAAUGAAUUCAGGGCUUUUCUCUUAAAAGAGCAGACAGACAACAGUGUAUGCGGGUUUCCACAGCUGGGGAAUAAGCCAGUCUCCUCCGAGAGCUGCCCUUGAGAUGGGUGAGAUGAGAUUCCUGUCGUUAUUUUCAUGGGUGUUCUGAAGAUGCUGAGCUGACAAAAGUUGGAUUUGGGAAUGACUGUAUGAACUCUUUUUCCUGGGUGUGAAGUUUCUUCCUUUGGGAGAUUCCUCACAAUCUCAGCCUUUGAACUUUUCAGAGGUGGUAAUGGGCUGGUUUGGGUGUUCAGGUUAAAUUAGGAAAGUGCGGAGAUUCCUUCGGAUGGUGUCUCAGUUCCUAGUGACUCAUGUGGAAGCCGUUCCUCUAUUGCUUACAACUGGGAUUUUUUAGGGCUUUCUAGUCUAGCCUUCCCAGUCUUGGCCAUCCCUCAUGAUAUUUCAUCCAACCACGAAUCAGGCUCAACCUGCAUAGCUUUCCUGGGAUGAGCCAAGGUCAAUUAGGAGCUGCCACUUGCUAAGGGCUAAGCACAUAUAAACCUCAUAAAGGGUGAGGAUUCCGAUGGUGAGGGGACAUAAGAAUCACUCCCAAAGACAGACUUCUGAGCCUUAUUGAAUCAGGCAGUAGCAGCAGCCAAAGUCAUCUCACAGAAAGACUUUCCUCAUGAUGGGAGUUGCAUGGCAGACUCUGAUGAUGUCGAACAAAGUCAGUUUUUAUCCCUCCCCAAAGGGACAAAUGAUUUCCAAAAAGGGUAACCCUGUUUGUCUGAAUCAGUGAAAAAUAACUGAUGUGGAAUCCCAGGAAGGCUGUGUGGGGAGAAGUUGCUUCUUUUACAAUCCCUUUUAGGCAGAAAUGCCUCCAGAACAUCUAAUGUUGAAUGAUUUUGACUGUGUCAGAAUGGAAAAGUUGGUACAUGAAUGAAACCUAUCAUACUAUCUGUAGUGAAUUAAUUUAAUUUCCAUUCAAUUUUAAUUCAAUUUAAACUCCACCCAGUCUGGGACUCCUUUGUUCAUAUGCCACCCAAAAGAGGGUUGAAAAUGCAUCUAAAUUCUUGAAAUAGAAGUGGUAUUUUUUCAUUUCAUUCCAUUUGUUUCUUUCUUGCAUUUAAUGCUAUUUAACAUUUCUAUUCCAUUACCACUAAUUCAAGGGAAACUACUCUGCUUCCAGAAUUGACAUAUCUGUUGUCCUAUUUAGCCAUUUGUUAGAAUGAAAAGGCUUGGGAUCCAACCCAAAAAAACAAAAAUAAUUUCAGCCAAAAGCCACACAAAAUCAUAGGAAGUGAAGCAAAGGGGAGGGAUUUUUCACAGACUACGGGAGAAAUCUCUGUAGCAUUCCCCUGGGAAACAAAAUGUUUGCCCCACUUUUAUAUACUGUAUGUACUUAGAAUUAUCCCACCUGUAAAGCCAUCUGGCAAGUCAAGGGAGGAUGUGAGCCUUGAUUGUCUUGUUUCCAGGCCAACUUCAACCCCUACACUUGUUUGCACUGCAUGUCUCUUCCAUUCUCAUGAAAACUGGUUGAGCUACAUAAAGGAAGAGAAAUGUGGGUUCUAAAUGCCCCUCUAAAUCACUGGUAGAUUGGGGAUGUAAUUUUUCCUCUCCCAAACUAAAAUAAUGUCCAUGACAAGAACUUCCCCAAUUUUAUGCCCUUCAACUGUGUUAAGCUAAGUGUUAAGUCUCACCAUCUUUAGCCAGCAAGCAAACUGCUGUGCUGACUGUAAAUGAUGAGAGCUGGUACGUUGAGGGGCAUCACUUGGAUUAAACUGGAUCAUAACAUCAGAGGCAUCAGCUAAAUGCCCUGGAUCAGGUAAAAAGAUCAAGACGUGCCUGUGUGUGCAAAAACAAGGAAAGGCAAGAGAGAGAUAAAUUAUACAUUUAACUGACAGGCAUGAAGCUAGCUUGAAGAAACAGGUGCAUCCAUGGGGGAGUCAGAAAGGUCAAGAGGGCACCUGCAUGGAUAGAAACUAAGGCAGACUUUUGAUUAUGCAGUCAUGUCAUCUUGAGUAGAGAGAGAGGAAGGAGGGAGGGAGAGGCAGAGAAACUCUCGCCUCAGAGACACAUACAGGUAGGGCCAUGAUGGCGAACCUAUGGCAUGCAUGGCACAGGUGGCAUCUCUGAGGGCAUGCAAGCCGUUGCCCUUCGUCAGCUGCAGCACGCAUGCACCAGCCAGGUGAUUUUCGGCCUUAAACGGGCCGGGGGAGGCUGCUGUUGCAUUCCCCGGGCUUCAGGAAAGCCUCUGAAGACUGGGGAGGGCAAAAAAUGGGCCUACCAGAAGUUCAG